AACGGACAGUUUGUUCUUAUCUUUGAUUCUGAUAAAGCUGGCAAGUCACGACGCCUUAAGCCAGAUAUCUUGAGACAAAAUGGUGGCUCUAUUGUUGUUAACAGUUUUGUCAGCUGUAUAUGCUGCUGAUAACGUUAAGAAGUGUCACGACGUCAAUCAACAAGCGUGUCAGAGGAUGUUUGCCAAGCAGCAUGAUAUGUGUGACGACCCAUGCAUAGCCAACAUUUGCAAGGACACGUGCCGCUAUUGUCCCGUGACUUGCUAUCAUUGUGAUGAGGAGGCUACACCGGAAGCCUGUACUAAAGAAAUUCAGUGCUUGACAACAAAUCAGCUAUGCAUUGCCGCUCAACGAUUCACAACCGGUUUUCAUUCUCUAUUUACUUCCGGUUGUGCAGAAAAAGAGCUUUGUCACAGUCUCUUUGGGUUCGAUUCCACUAAACGUGAAGUAGAGACGACCAUUAAUGAGAGAGCCUACCACUUACACGGUGGUUGCUGUGAUUCCAAUCUGUGCAACAUCCACGACCCAUCCAAUGUGUCAGCCACUGUGGAUCCCUCGAGUCGACCACCUAAACCAACUGGGACUAACCCGCUUCUUAGUAACACCACUCACCAGGUGAACAAGGUUUGUAAGGAUAAUGACCUUGACACCGAGGCCUGUCGUCUGCUGAACUCCACUGAUCCAACCAUUUGUCAGAACAACUGUAUCGCCACUACUCUCUGUCCUUCAUUCUGUGGAACAUGCCUCCACUGCAAGGAUUGUAAAUCUGUUUCUGAUACAAAUGAAUGUUCAAACCAAACAUUGUGCAAAACUGAGCAGCAAUGUGUUACAAUUGAACGACUCGAUGCAAACCUUCAACUGUCUAUUGUGCUCGGGUGUAUGGACACAAAAAUUUGUAACGCCUACUUCAGCUCCAGACAAGGUGGGGCAGGGGCGUUAGGUAAACGACAGUUUGGUGGCACAACUCUUAGAGGGAAGUGUUGUGACACUGAUAUGUGCAACGUGAAUGGUAUCCCUACCUAGCUUUGAUGUAAUCUCGAAUAUAUUUUGUUGGUUGUUUUGCAAAUAAAGGAGGAUUUAUGAGACAAUA
This is a messenger RNA of Magallana angulata, 1088 nucleotides long. RefSeq lists its product as uncharacterized. NCBI's taxonomy places the organism in Eukaryota, Metazoa, Mollusca, Bivalvia, Ostreida, Ostreidae. The record is from RefSeq and is a predicted model, not a curated record. The transcript has 9 exons. The coding region runs from base 80 to 1021 and encodes 313 amino acids.